Molecule: messenger RNA, 1015 nt
Organism: Setaria italica (foxtail millet)
Lineage: Eukaryota; Viridiplantae; Streptophyta; Magnoliopsida; Poales; Poaceae
Product: outer envelope pore protein 16, chloroplastic-like
Exons: 4
Coding region: 176-817 (213 amino acids)
Biological process (GO): protein import into chloroplast stroma
Cellular component (GO): chloroplast outer membrane
Molecular function (GO): amino acid transmembrane transporter activity
Source: RefSeq, a predicted model, not a curated record
ACUACCAAAGCAAAGGUUAAGUUCCUUGCUUCCUGCAUCUGCGUUUCUCCAAAACUUAACUAAAAAACGAAAGAGUUCCUUGCUUCUGCAUCCCUUCUAGUAGUAUGUAACUUGUUGUAUCCAUCUUGGUACUUGCGCAGAGUCGCAGAGAGAGAUUCAGGAAGAGAUCGACGAAAUGCCUGAGCUCGUAGAAUUCUGGGUGGAGGUGGUGUGGCUGGGGUCGCGGUGGUGGCCAAACAAUGGCAUCGCGGCGGGCAGCCCCGUGCUGAACCGCGCCGUGCGCGCCUUCCGCAACGCCGCCGCCGUCGCCGCCUGCAAGGUCGCCGCCGAGGACGCGUUCCACUGCUUCGCCACCGGGGACGUUUCGAAGCACAAGCUUGAGCAUUCGCUGAAGAAAAUUUGCAAGGAGGGCGCAUACUGGGGUACUGCUGCUGGAGUUUAUGGGGCCAUGGAGUCUACGGUGGAGGAGAUGCGUGGUCGCACUGACUGGAAGAACGCGGUGAUCGGAGGCGCCCUAGCUGGCGCGGUCAUGUCUGCUGCCACCGGCGCCGGCAGGAACAGCCGCAGAGACAAGGUGGUCAAGGAUGCCAUCGCCGGAGCCGCCAUCGCAGCCGCCGCCGAGUUCAUCGGCCAUCGCAUUCGCGUGGAUCUGGGUGUCGUCAAGUCUGGUGAUGCCAGCAGCAACAAAACGAGCGAAGGUCGAAGUGGUGCCGAGUUAUACGUAUGGGAACGCCGCCGCCAAGACGUGGAUCCAUGGGUCAUGGGCCGAGGUGUGGAGCUGCCUCUGCAAUUCAGGACGGCGGAUCCAUCAUCAUGAAUGGGCUGGGCUAUCCUUUCACGCGCCACACGCCUGGCCCUGCCCGUUUAACAAAAGGAAAUGUUUUAGCUCCAGGCUCCCUCUCGAUCGAUCGUGUAUCUGUUUUCAUUCAAGUUUUCAUCAAAAUUUGACGGCCCAAAUAACAAAUUUGGAUGUAAACAUCACAUUGAUGAAUACUAAAGCCAUAAAUCCCUUGGC